AUGGCAGAGAGCUCGAAAACACUGAGAGCGAAGCGAAGAGGAGGGCGAUAUUGCGUCGCUGGAACCCCAAACCAGCGAAGUUGUCAAAAUACGUCAUUUACGCCUGGAAUACGUAUGCACCACUUUCCAUCUGAUCUGUCUGUAAGAGCUCAAUGGGUGCAAUUUGUGCGUCGCCAUAGGCAUGAUUACAAAGACCCGACCUCAAAGUAUGCUUCGUUAUGUUCUGCACAUUUUGACGAAUCUUGCUAUGAAAGGAAGAUGUCAGUUGUCAGAUCUGUGAAGAAGGAGUAUAAACUUGAAAUGAGAGUCUUUUUAAAACUGACUGCCAUGCCAACAAGGGAUUCUGUUACCCCUCAAUCACCUGAAAAGAUCAGCCAGCGAGGAAAGAGGAAGGUAAGAAUUUCAUAUGUUUACACGCUUAUUUCCAGCGAUCUGUGCUACAGUAGUAGUCCCACAUAUUUUUCUUUGUCAGGAAUACCAGCUACCCAUUUACUUGUCUUCAGAACUAUUUAAAGAUAUGUACGAUUUGCUUAGUUUUCACCACUUCGUGCCUUUCAAGAGAGUCUAAAAAUGACCUUGAUGUGUGAUGCGACGUCAAUAAACAAGACGGCCACAUUUUUUAAGGUUUCUUCCGACAAAGUGAGAAGAAUAAAAACCCUUCGUUUUGGUCGUCGUUGACAAUAAUUCAACGCCAAUAGGUCAACCAUAUUAGUCCAGUUAAACAGUCCAAAGGGUUUUCUUUUUUUAUCCUAGAAAAAGAAUUGCUGUUUUCUUUACAGACAUAUCAGAUCUUAUUAAUAGUUAGCUCAUAUAUAAUGUUUUUCAGAAGUGGCAUUGUAAUAACAUCAUCAAUAAGUUUUACCUGUUUUUUGUUUCUUGUUUUAGUUAAAACAUGAAGCUAUGGCGAAAGUGAACCUGCCUCCUAAAAAGAAAAAGCCUUCCUCAUCCACUGUCCCUGCCACUUUGGAACCAGCUUCUGAUGGUACAACAUCUUUAGACCAAGGUGCAGAAUCAGAAGCUGUUUCCAAAGACAUGCAAAUGCCUACUGCUUUGCCUGGGCUAUCAACUUCUGGUGAGGACGUUAUAAACAUCCAAUCAACCUCAGCCUCUGUUACGGUGCCUACAAUUCAGGAGCCUGAGGAGCCUGCUUCAGACAACUUGGCAGCAUAUGGUACAGCCUCAUCCUCCAUGCAUACUGUUGCAACAAGCUGUAAAGGAUGCAAGCACAAAGCAGAGUACCAAAAAGCAAUGCGCGCGAAGAAAAAAAAGAGGUCUGUUCUUUGAAGGCCACCAUUGCUGAACUUCAGAGUGUAAGUUUUACUACGUUUACUACCAUAUUUUAUUUUUUUCAAUAACUUGAAGUAAUGUUCUAAAAGAAUAAUAUAACCUUUUCUUGGUUUUGAUUUAGUGUGUGGCUGAAAACGAGACAGAGGAAGAAGGAGAAUCCGCACAGCCAAGUGGUGAGAGUACUUCACAUGGCCAAAAUUAUCAAGCACUGGAGAGGAAGAGGAGGAUAGUGCUGUGGAAGGUGAGGACCAAGAGUGGGGCCAAACAGGAGCGAGUUCAGAGGAAGAGCAAACCACAUAAGAUGAGGAAGAAAUACCAGAAUCAAAUGCAAAUGAUAUAA
This is a messenger RNA of Porites evermanni, 1627 nucleotides long. The record is from the annotation of a GenBank genome assembly. Lineage: Eukaryota; Metazoa; Cnidaria; Anthozoa; Scleractinia; Poritidae.